AGGGGCGCCGCAGCAGCCGUGGCGGCCAUUUUGUGGCGCUGCUCACAGCGGAGCGCGCGCGCGGAGGAGGAGGAGGACCCGCUCCCUCGCUCGCGCCUCUUCCCGCGCGAGACCCCCGGAGAAUAAAAGAGGCGUCUUAUAACAAAAUGAGAAAACAUCCACCAAACAGAAGAGGUAUCAGCUUUGAAGUGGGAGCCCAGUUGGAAGCCCGAGACAGAUUAAAAAACUGGUAUCCAGCUCACAUUGAAGAAAUUGAUUAUGAGGAAGGAAAAGUGCUUAUCCAUUUUAAACGCUGGAAUCAUCGUUAUGAUGAAUGGUUUUGUUGGGAUAGCCCUUAUUUACGUCCUCUAGAAAAAAUACAGUUACGGAAAGAAGGAUUACACGAGGAAGAAGCAUCUUCUAACAUAUAUGGAAAGCAGGAUUAUACUUUGGAAGAAGGAGGCAUGAAAAUUGGGGGUUUUCGUAUAAAUGAUCAGGUAUUGGCUUGCUGGUCUGAUUGUCGUUUUUAUCCAGCCAAAGUUACUUCUGUUAACAAGGAUGGUACUUAUACUGUGAAAUUUUAUGACGGUGUGAUUCAGACAGUCAAGAAUAUACAUGUCAAAGCUUUUUCCAAAGAUCAGCCUAUUGUGAAUAAUCCAAGGCCAAAGGAGAGAGGUAAUGAAAUCCCUUCAUCUCCUGAAAGAUGGGAAAAGUUUAAAGAACAGAGAAAAGCAACUGAGAAUCAUAAGAAAGACAAGGAUGAAAAGACGUUAAAGAUUGAAAGAAGGUCUAAACCUGAUAAAGAAGGAAAGCUAAUAAUACCUUUAGAAAAAAUCAAGGUAUCUGAAAAGACUUUACCCAAGGAUGGGAAAGAAGACAAAGAGAAUAUUUCUGAAAAUGAUAGGGAAUUCUCAAUAGACUCCCAGAUUGAGAAAAAACCAGAAAAUGAUAAUGUGAAGACGCCACCAGACAACCUCAAAGAAACCAAAAGACGACGUGGCAGACCGCCUGUUGUGGCUCCAGCAGAGCAAGGUUCUCAAACGUUACAGCCAAUAACGUUAGAACUGAGAAGGCGGAAAAUAACAAAAGGAGGUGAUCUCCCUUCAAAACGUCCACGGCUCCAGAAGAACAUGUCACAAGAGAAUCUGAAAACUGUCCCAGACAAUGAAAAAGAUUCCAUAAAGAGACAGUCAAGUCAUUCUACAAGUAGUAAUAAUGAGACUUUAGAUACAGACAUUAUUACACCACUGCCAGAUGAAAUUGAACCUUCAAAAGAGCCAGACUCAAGCCUCAAAGAAGUGACUGAAGGUCCAUUAGAGGUAUGCAUUGAGUCAGAACUAAAGCUCAAGGAAGAGUUGCCUCCCUGUUCAGAAGAAGCAUAUCAGCCUUUAGUUGAUAAUAGUAAAGCAGAGGAAGACAGCAUAACAGAAUUGCCCUCUACACUUGAACUACAAGAGAUUCCAGAGACAUCUAUUCCAGUAGCCAGCGCUUCUAAGAGAAAUGAUAGUUUUUCUGCUUCAAAAGCUGCAAUUGAACAUGAACCCAAGUUUCGAUGCAAAUUCUUAGAUUGUUCCAAAUCCUUUCGAAAAGCGAAGCUAUUGCAUUAUCACAUGAAAUAUUUUCAUGGCAUUGAGAAAUCACCAGAACCACAACAGAGUCCAACAACAAGAAAUAUUCAAACAAGAGGUUCCUUGGCUUCUGAAAAAAGUAAUCAAGACGUUUCUAACAGAAGGCGGACAACAUCUGGUUGUUUAUCUACUAAAGAAAAGGAAAAGAACAAAGAGAAAAAAGUGAAAGAUAUUGCAAAAGCAAAAGCAAAGAAGAAAAAGAAGAAGAAAAAGAAAACUAAAUCAGAGCUUUCCGGGAGCGAAGAAAAUAUUCAAUUUUCUCAAGAUCUUUCUCCUCCAAGAUCUGUUGUUACAACGAGAUGUAGUUCAACAAGUCGAUCAUGUGCACACUUGAGUACUCAGCUACAUGGAACUGAUUCUGGACAUCGUAAACACAAAGAAAAAAUAAACGAGGAUGAUACCUUGAGUGAGUCGUCUGCAGAUAGUUUGCUCUGGAGUGAUGAUGACUGCAGUCGGGAUAUUGAUGUAACAACAAAUCCUGAUGAGGAUCUUGAAGAUGAUGAUGAUAGUGGCUUUGAGAUUGUUCGAUGCAUUUGUGAAGUGGAAGAAGAAAAUGAUUUUAUGAUUCAGUGUGAAGAAUGUCUCUGUUGGCAGCAUGGAGUUUGUAUGGGUUUAUUAGAAGAGAAUGUACCUGAGAAAUAUACCUGCUAUAUUUGUCAAGAUCCUCCAGGUACAAAGAUUUCUAAAGUUGCAGAAUCUUCAAAUAGUAAGCGAUCCAGCUUGAAGUACUGGUAUGAAAAGGACUGGUUGUGCAGCGGUCACAUGCAUGGCUUAGCAUUUUUGGGAGAAAACUAUUCCCACCAGAAUGCUAAGAAAAUAGUAGCUACACACCAACUUCUUGGCGAUGUGCAAAAAGUGAUAGAAGUACUACAUGGCCUUCAACUGAAAAUGAGCAUUUUGCAAAGCAAAGAACAUCCUGACUUGAAGCUCUGGUGUCAGCCGUGGAAACAUCUUGAUGUAGAAGAAAAAUCUCAUACUAUGCGCCUCAUUCAUGUUGAAGAAAACUGUUGCAAAGAAGAGACUGCAAGUUACAGAACUUUUAAUGGAACGAUUGACAAACCUUCAGCCAUUCCUUCUGUAGAGGAAUCUUAUAUUACCAGUGAACACUGUUACCAAAAACCUCGAGCCUAUUAUCCUGCAAUAGAACAGAGACUUGUUGUAGAAACCAGAAAUUCGGACAUUGAUGAGAGUGUUAAUAGGAUAAGAGAGAAUGGAGAUGAUACAAUAGUGGAGCGGUUAGGAUGGGAGCUGGAUAGAGAAAUAUGCAAGUUGGAAAACGAGUCAAAACAUAAUUACUCUAAGAUAAGAGAGAAAGUCACAUCUGAAGAAGACAGUGAUGUGAAACAGCUGGAGAAGGACAAGGAAGGAGUUGUGAAUUCUCAGUUGCAGUGGCAACUUAAUCUUUUAGCCCAUGUUGAGUCUUUACAAGAUGAAGUUACUCAUAGGAUGGAUUUAAUUGAAAAAGAACUAGAUGUUCUAGAAAGCUGGUUGGAUUAUACCGGAGAACUGGAACCACCUGAACCACUGGCUAGACUCCCCCAACUGAAACAUUGUAUAAAGCAACUACUUACAGACUUGGGCAAAGUACAACAAAUUGCACUUUGCUGUUCAACAUGAUACUGGAGUGGAGACUUCUGCAAGAUGGCUGGAGAAUUAUCACAUGGCAAGCGCUCUUCUGUUUCAGUGGAAUAACAGGCUUGUUGCAUGUGAUGCAGAACUGACUUCAGGGAAUUGUUUAGGGAAAAGGGUUACUCUUCAGAAAAGUAAUUUCUGUUCAUUUGGCUUUUGCUAGGCAUUUUUAACAUUAUGAAAAUAUUAUGAAAAGGGAUUUGUUCUUGUCUUCGAAGGCUAGAAGCAAGUUGGCAACAGACAUUUCACUCCUUGUAUCAAGUUGUUGAACUAACAUUAAUGUUCUUGACAUACACUGACAAUUUUGUGCCACUGGAGAACAAAGUUAUAAGAGCCAAAAAUGAUUAGUUGACCAAGGCUGUAAAUUACAUUCUGCAUAGUUAAUUUAAGUGACAAGUGCAUCAGGCACAGUCGUAUUUUAUUUUCAUGGUUUAUGCAUAACCACAAUAUUUAAUCCAUAGAAGAUAUUAUUUUCAAGCCUAGCAAGUAUGAAUGUCUAAUUUUACUGUAUACUGUUACAAGAUGUUUGCAGAUGAUGACCUGCUAUUUAAAAGAGGUGAAGCAGAAGGUCACAACUUGGUUGCACUUCUUUUCCUAGUAAAUUAUCAUUUUCAUAUUUAUCAUGACAUUGUAGCAUGACUUCUAUGGUACUGGGAAGCCUGUUUAUGUUGUACUUCUGUGCAUUCUUGGAUUUCUAAGCCUGGCCAUGAGGUACCUCCCGUGGCCGAGUGCGAAUGGGACGCCCUCAUAGGAGGAGGGCAUAACAGAAAAGUUGGAAGUAAACGAUGUACUACAAAUCCAGAUUUAGCCAUGGUCUGUGAUAGAUGCUGUGUAGUUUUCUAUCCUACUGUUAAUGAUUGGCAUUCCGGUUAUAGUUUGAAUUGUAGUCUUUUUCAAUAUUAUAAACUUCCUCAUUGUAGAGACUUGUAAAUGUGUGGUUUUGGGGAUCAGUUUAUUUUAUAUUUGUGUAAAUGAAGCCUCAAGAUCUAUGCAUGAGGUUCUGUCCAAAAGACAAUGGGACAUUAUAUUAAACAGUAUGUUUUCAAAAUCCCUUUUUGUACCUUUAUUUUUAGUUUCUUUAUUUGUAUUAUUUGUGAGAUCCAAGUGGAAAUGCUGCUUAAGUUGAAAUUAGGUUAUCCAGUACCUUUUGGAAACAUUGGUGUAUUGUAAGUAUUUGGUAUAUUUAAAAAAUGCUUGCAGAUCAUAUUUCCAUUUUAUUUUAUUUUUUUGUUAGCAUCUGAGGGGGACAGGAACGGACUAUUUUUGCAUUGAAGGUGUUUUGAAUGUUGGAUUUAUAUUACCUUAAUAUUCUGUUUUGGACACCACCAAAGUUUGAAAUUAAAGCACAUUUGUGAGUUGAAGAUCUGUUAAGUGUACAAAUUAAUAAUUAUGGAUACAAAUCUGUAAUGUUCAUAUGCUGCAAAAUUACGUAAAUUAAAGUUAGCCAAUGUUUGUCAUACAAUUAACAUUUUGACCAGCUGAUCUUUCAGAAAGAAUUACUACACUAUUCCAAGUUGAAACAAAGGCAUUUUGUGCCAAGACUAAUUUCAGGGAAUAAUUUGUCUCCAGUUUAUUGGCACUUACUGGUUUUGAGUGUAACAUCUGUACAGCAGAUAUACUUUUUUGCUGUAAUAAUUUGGAAUAAAGCUUAUGUGAUGGUUAAA
Anolis sagrei ordinatus is the source of this 4900-nucleotide messenger RNA. RefSeq names its product PHD finger protein 20 (gene PHF20). The record is from RefSeq and is a predicted model, not a curated record. Gene Ontology annotation, cellular component: MLL1 complex; NSL complex. Gene Ontology annotation, biological process: regulation of transcription by RNA polymerase II. Lineage: Eukaryota; Metazoa; Chordata; Lepidosauria; Squamata; Anolidae.